AUGGCCUUUUCUCCAGAGCAGCAGACCCUGGCAGUGACUGUCAUCAACCUCACUGGUUUGCCUCACAGGCUGCAGGACGUGCAUGUGCUGGGCAGCCUGCCGCCUCUGCACCCCUGUCCCGUGCACGCCUCCGUCCAGUACAGCCCCAGUCUGGAAGCCCAGAGCCUGGUGCUGCUUUUGAAGGUGGGAUCUGUGAAGGAGCUCCAGCGGUGCGUGCUGAGGCUGGCUGUUCACGCCCGGGACCAGCAGAGCCCGGGGGGCACCGCUCUGGGGGAGCUGGAGGCCGAAUGUGGAGGGACGGACUGGGGACCAGAUAAUCUUUUUCACUUCUCGGCCGAACUUAACACAAGCAAAGGGGAGAUGCAAAAGGAUGUGCUGCUGUAUAAGGGGCUUAGCCGUCCACCACAGAUCUUCGUAUCGCUUCACUACCAGCCUCUGGCCCAUUGCGUCAAAGCUGCAGUUCUCAGAGCUGAUAACCUGCAAAGCCUCGCUAACACAUCUGCAGGAGCAGAUUACCAGGUGGUGAUUAAUCUGCACCAUGAGGGGAAUUUAAUCAGCAGCAAAGAAACUAAAGCUGACUCUAGCACUAAGUGGAAUUCCUCCUUCAUGUUUGACCUGCCUGCAGGAGACAUCAGUCAGCUGUCACUCAUGCUUGAGUUUGUGAUCAUGCAGAAGCCGCUCCUCACAGACGGUGAGGUGGUCGGUCGAGUCCUCAUCGGGGCAGACGCUGCAGAAGCAGGACGAGCUCACUGGAGGGACGUGUGCAGCCUGCAGGUGGAGCAGGCGCGAUGGCACAUCGUCCAGCCAGAACUGCUUUAGAGCUCAUGUGGUCUCCUCA
Salarias fasciatus (jewelled blenny) is the source of this 838-nucleotide messenger RNA. Its product is annotated as synaptotagmin-4-like. The transcript has 4 exons. Gene Ontology annotation, molecular function: calcium-dependent phospholipid binding; SNARE binding; calcium ion binding. The coding region runs from base 1 to 819 and encodes 272 amino acids. Lineage: Eukaryota; Metazoa; Chordata; Actinopteri; Blenniiformes; Blenniidae. The record is from RefSeq and is a predicted model, not a curated record. Gene Ontology annotation, biological process: calcium ion-regulated exocytosis of neurotransmitter; vesicle fusion. Gene Ontology annotation, cellular component: axon; exocytic vesicle; synapse.